UCGGAACUCAUUCCAGAGUGGUUCAUCCCCUGGUACGAGUUGAUCGUUGACGAGUGGAAUUGUCUGGGCGAAGGAGGCUUUGGGAGCGUGCACCGAGCGAAGUGGCUGGACUCGGAGGUGGUGGUGAAACGAGUGACUUUGCCAGGGUCGGCUCUCGAGAUGUUCCGUCGCGAAGUCGGCAUUUGGUUCGGCUUCAGCCAUCCCCAUGUCAUUCGGCUCUUCGGGGCCUGUCACGUCGGACGACCGUUCUUCGUCUGCGAGUACGCUACCAACGGGACGUUGGUGAACUACUUGCGAAAACAUCCUGGCGAGCUGUGGUCGAAGCUGCAUGAGGCUGCGCUAGGAGUUCAGUACCUCCACGCACGCGGAGUGGUGCACGGAGACCUAAAAGGGAACAAUAUCGUGAUCGGCAGCGAUUUCAAAGCAAAAGUGACGGACUUCGGUCUCAGCUCUGCCGCUAACAGCGAAUACUCGGCUCCGAUUUCAGGUGCGUGGCAUUGGGUGGCCCCCGAGUGUUUUUCGGCCAGCAACGCAGGAGAAGCCCAGCGACAAGCGAACCCAACCAUCGCGUCGGAUGUCUAUUCUCUCGGUAUGUGCAUCGUGGAAGUCAUGCGGGUCGUGGAGGCACUAAACGCUAGCGAAGACUCUGGCCUUUGCCUUCCGUGGCGUGUUGCGGACCGAUACGCGGUGAGACACCAUGCUACUCACGGCAAGCUACCUGGGCGACCUACGUGUAGCGACAGUCAAUGGGAAUUGGUUGAGCAAAUGUGUGCGUUCGAGCCGCAGAAGCGGCUGAAGAUAUCGACGGUGGUGGACAAGCUGGCCAUGCUGGCAAACUCU
This is a messenger RNA of Phytophthora sojae, 840 nucleotides long. RefSeq lists its product as hypothetical. Gene Ontology annotation, molecular function: ATP binding; protein kinase activity. Gene Ontology annotation, biological process: protein phosphorylation. The annotation marks the transcript as partial. The record is from RefSeq and is a predicted model, not a curated record. Lineage: Eukaryota; Oomycota; Peronosporomycetes; Peronosporales; Peronosporaceae. The transcript has 2 exons.